GUUUCGAGUAUUAAUGAUAUUAUAUUAUAUUAACGAUAAAAGACGGCAGAGGUAUCUGUUGAUUGCAGAGGUGUUUGUAGGAGGCGUUGCAGUUGGAUUAGUCGAUGAUAGGUAAGGAUUUGAUUAGGUAGGAAAAGGUAUGGUGAGUUUUGGUGAGAAGAUAGGGAAUUGUAAUGUGGUGGGACGUUACAUUGGCUGCGUUCCGAUAUUCACUGUAAGUACUGACAAUGUGACAUCACUCGGUAAAGCUACAAAGAUCGUUCCAUUAUUACUGAUGUUGCUUCUUUACGUUAUAGUACUGCAAUAACGGAACGAUGUCCGCAGUACUGCGAUUGAUUUAAAAUAUUAACCUAUCAAUAUAAACGAAAUUGUCAAAAUGGAUAAAAAACUUGAAGUGAUUUGUGAGUUCGCGAAAUAUUUAAUGGAAUCAUCAGAUGAAUCAGACAGUGAAACAUCAGAUGAGGAACACGAAUUGCUCUUAUUAUUAAUUGUGCAAAAGACGAAUACAAUAUCGCAUAAACAUUGCCAGAAUUAUGUUGAAAACGUUGAUUUAACGUUGUACCCUUGUACAUCGAUGAAGAAUUCAAAAUGCAUUUUCGGAUGAAACGGAGUACGUUUCAAAUAUUAUUAGAACUAUUAAGACCAAGCCUCUGGAAACAGAGUAAUAGAUAUGGCAGGCAACCAAUAUCGCCUGAAAAACAACUACUCAUAGCUAUUAGGAUUAUGGCUACACCAAAUUCCUAUAGAUGUGUUUCAGAUAGAUUUAACGUUGGUAAAGCUACAGCAUGGCGAAGUGUGCAAAAAAUUGUACAUGCAUUGUAUAAAAAAAUUACAAGUUUUAUUAAAUGGCCAACUAUAGAAGAAGCACAACAAAGCAUGGAUACCAUGGAACAGCAAUAUGGUUUUCCAAAUGUUAUUGGGGCAGUAGAUGGAACACAUGUAAAAAUUACUGCUCCACAAGAACAUAGUGAAUCAUACAUAAACAGAAAAGGGUUUCAUUCGAUUCAACUACAAGUAAUUUGUAAUCCACAAUUACAAUUUAUACAUUGUUAUGCAGGACAGGUUGGUUCCGUGCACGACAUGCGUGUUUUUAAAUGAUCUAAAUUCGAAAAUGUGUACGGAUGCGAAUUUUCCUCAUGAUUGCCAUAUCCUAGGUGAUGCAGCAUAUCGAUUAACAAAAUAUGUGAUGGUACCAUUUAAGGAUAAUGGUCAUCUAUCAGAAAGACAAAAAUAUUUUAAUGUUUGUCUCUCUUCUGCUAGAAUGAUCGUGGAGCGAUCAUUAGGUCUCCUAAAAGGUCGUUUUAGAAGUAUAUUAGACACACUUCCAAUGCAAAGAACGGAUUUAAUUCCCAAAUAUAUAAUUGCUUGUUGCAUUGUGCACAAUAUUUGCUUGUUGAAUAAUGAUAUAAUAGAUAUUCCUAUUAUUGUUAAUCAGCCUAAUAUCAUGCAAGAAGCACAAAUAUUAGAAGACAAUGCUGCACACAGAGAAGGUAUAGAGAAAAGAAAUGCAAUUAUGUACUAUUUACAAAAUGUUUAAACGAUGUGAAAGGAAGA
Messenger RNA from Harpegnathos saltator (Jerdon's jumping ant), 1554 nucleotides. Its product is annotated as putative nuclease HARBI1. The record is from RefSeq and is a predicted model, not a curated record. Bases 589 to 1098 code for a protein of 169 amino acids. The transcript has 4 exons. Lineage: Eukaryota; Metazoa; Arthropoda; Insecta; Hymenoptera; Formicidae.